Molecule: messenger RNA, 1128 nt
Organism: Ipomoea nil (Japanese morning glory)
Lineage: Eukaryota; Viridiplantae; Streptophyta; Magnoliopsida; Solanales; Convolvulaceae
Exons: 2
Coding region: 1-1128 (375 amino acids)
Source: RefSeq, a predicted model, not a curated record
AUGCCUUCACAACCUAUCACCACCUCCGAUACUUUUCAACCACAAGAUGCGUUGCGUCGCUCCACUAGACUACGUCGUCCUAACCCCAGGUACUCUGAUUAUGUUAUCAAUCUAACCACAGCCCAUCCCUUGCCUCUCACUUUAGAACCUUCUACCGUCGCUCAGGCUUUGAAAGAUGCUCUGUGGAAGAAAGCCAUAGACGAGGAGUUUGACGCUCUGCACCAUAACAAAACAUGGCGUCUUGUUCCUCGCGGAGUCGGGGUCCCGAUUAGCUGUAAAUGGGUUUACUGUAUCAAGCGUAAACCUGAUGGCUCAAUUGUUCGGUACAAGGCACGCCUUAUUGCAAAAGGCUUCCUACAUGCUACUGGCCGGGAUUACUUUGAGACCUAUAGUUUGGUUAUGAAAUCAGUCACUAUCAGAUUGGUUCUGAGUAUCGCAUUGAGUAACCACUGGGGUUUGCACCAAUUGGACAUCAAUAACGCGUUUCUGCAUGACACGUUACAUGAGGAGGUCUAUAUGAAACAGCCUCCAGCACAGUUUGCUCUUAAGGACCUUGGUACCUUACACCAUUUUCUGGGUGUGGAGAUCAUCCCUACCGGUGAUGGUGUUUUCUUGUCACAGAGACAGUAUAUUACUGGUAUACUGACGCAGUUCAAGAUAGAUGGUGCAAAGAAUGUUUCAACACCGUUGGCUGCUUCAAAGAAGCUAGUGUCGCUGCAAUCAUCUGAUACUACGACUGAUGCUACUCUAUUCCGCCGCUUACUCGGUCUCAUGCGGUAUUUGGUGAUCACACAACCGGAUGUGGCAUUUGUGGUCAAUAAGCUCUCGCAGUUCAUGCAUGCACCCUCGGAUUUGCAUUGGCAAGCUGCUAAAUGUUUGCUGCGUUAUCUCAAAGGAACAGUUUGCCAUGGGGUGUUCCUGCGCGUAGGUCAGCCUCUUUCGUUGCGGGUGUAUACGGAUUCAGAUUGGGGAGGUUGUACCACCGCAGGCUGUUCUACUACUGCGUAUCUGGUGUAUUUGGGCAAUAAUCUAAUUUCCUGGAAGUCUACGCGCCAGAAGUCUGUCUCACGGUCGUCUACGGAAGCUGAAUAUCGGGCUUUGGCGAAUGCAGCAGCUGAGAUUCUCUAG